AGAGACCCGAUAACGCGCCACAACAAGGUCUUGAGACUAUGGGAGCAAAUGGACUUUUGAGCGCAUAUAUGCGCCUUGAAGAGCAGAUUAAAUUCCUACAGAACGAUAUUUUACAGCUGCAGAUGGACAAACAAAUGCUGGCACGUGAGCGAGAUUUACACCAGGCCGCUUAUAAUAAGCUUGCGGAAUCUCUCUCACUAACUCUAGACCCUGCCAGCCUCAGUACCCUCUCCCCUCAGAGUCUGCCUGUGAUGCUAAAGGCGAAGGAAAUCGCAGUCCCGUCCUACAAUUGUGCUGACUUUCCCAGCGAGUUCAUAUGGACAAAGGAAGACUGGAAGAAGUGCCAGGAGAAACCAUCGACGCAGCUUGAAAAGUUGCAUCCACUGCGCUACAUUGUCGACAAGAAUAACAAGCCUAUUCCCUUGGAGCAUGUCACGACAAUCCGUACCACAUCCCGACGGGUGUUCGUGGACAUCUGGAACAUCAAGGAGGCGCCCAAAAGCUGGGGAGCUGCAUCGGGGUCUGCCAGUAAGCUGUACUACCGAGAAAUGGUGACAUUCUUCCCUGAGCUUGGCUACUGUGACGGUAACUGGAAAUGCGACGCCAUCGCGACUGCUAGCUAUACCUCUUGGCACAAGAAUCAUAUCAGCCGCUUGGUUCGUGAAGGGACUUACAAGCCAACGGCAGAAGAUGUCCUCGACUUCGAUAAUCUCGAGACGCUGGACUCUGACAAUACCGAUGGUGCCACUGGCAAUGUGAAGCCCAAAAAACGGACCCAUGACUCUGACCCACCUAGCAUCGCAUCAACUUCGAGCAAGAAGCGGAAGCCAUCGGAAAUAUCAGUCCCUGAACACAAAUUGCCAUUGCCAUCACCAUCACCAACACCAAUGCCAAUGCCACCGCUACCAGACUCAGACGAGUCACAGCCCACUGACCUUGGCCAUUCUGACAACGUGAACAAGACGUGUGCAUCCAGGCCCCCCGCCAAAGUAUACACCUUUCUUUGUACUGUCAUGUCAUCCUCAGCUCAUUGUUUGUAGUUUCGUGCACGGCCACUCAAAUUCGCAAACCUGCUUACCACUCUUGAACUGACUGCUAGUGCGGAUCAACUGCCCUUGAUUCCACCCUCCCCCUCUGAAGAUAUCCUGACUCCGUCUACAGCCCCAGCGGAGGAACCAAUAUCCACACAGCCGACCGGUGAACACACACCUUCCAUUGCACUGACCCCAGAACGCUCCCUGGAUCACUCUGACAUAG
Messenger RNA from Suillus paluster, 1257 nucleotides. RefSeq lists its product as uncharacterized. Bases 39 to 1040 code for a protein of 333 amino acids. The transcript is spliced from 5 exons. The record is from RefSeq and is a predicted model, not a curated record. Lineage: Eukaryota; Fungi; Basidiomycota; Agaricomycetes; Boletales; Suillaceae.